AUGUCUGCAUUAGAAUUGGAGGAUAGUUCGAAUAACAUAGAAGAUUGUAAUAGUUUUUUUAACAAAAACUAUUUAAAGUAUUUUCAAUAUACUUCUUUUAAAAAGUUUGAAAAUGUCGAUUCGACAUUAUGUAGUAGAAGUUAUAAAGUUUUCUUUAAAAAAUGCAACAAAAUGUUUAUUUUAAAUGAAAUUUUCUUUUCUCAAAAAUAUACGAUUAAAGAUUUUAUUGCUGAU
Molecule: messenger RNA, 234 nt
Organism: Dentiscutata heterogama
Lineage: Eukaryota; Fungi; Glomeromycota; Glomeromycetes; Diversisporales; Gigasporaceae
Source: the annotation of a GenBank genome assembly